Molecule: messenger RNA, 1666 nt
Organism: Cynara cardunculus var. scolymus (artichoke)
Lineage: Eukaryota; Viridiplantae; Streptophyta; Magnoliopsida; Asterales; Asteraceae
Product: ATP-dependent 6-phosphofructokinase 5, chloroplastic-like
Exons: 13
Coding region: 1-1602 (533 amino acids)
Biological process (GO): fructose 6-phosphate metabolic process; glycolytic process
Cellular component (GO): cytoplasm
Molecular function (GO): ATP binding; 6-phosphofructokinase activity
Source: RefSeq, a predicted model, not a curated record
AUGGGAUCACUUUCUCCGGCGAUCCACCCCAGCCUGACUCUUCAGGCCAACGGUUAUCAUCUGGUUUCGUUCCCUGGCGUGUUCCGGUCGGUUCUCUCUAGUCGGCGUACAAGACCUGACAUGACUGCAGUUUGCGAAAGGGGUCGUUGUGUAGUGUACGCCGAGAAGAAGUCAAAUGAGGCUAUCGAUUACUGCGAUCCCGAGUGGAAGUCUAAGUUCAAAAAAGACUUCGAGAAGCGAUUCAACAUUCCUCACAUUAGUGAUUUCUUCCCUGACGCUGUUUCGUAUCCCUCUACUUUCUGUCUCAGUAUGAGGACUCCUGUCAAUGAAGAAUUUGCAGAAGGGUAUCCUUCUGACGAGGAGUGGUAUGGAUACAUUAAUAAUGAUGAUAGAGUACUACUUAAGGUUAUCCGUUAUUUCUCCCCUUCAUCUGCUGGCGCUGAAUGUAUUGAUCCUGAUUGUACGUGGGUGGAGCAAUGGAUUCAUCGUGCAGGUCCUCGUGAGAAAAUAUACUUUAAACCAGAAGAUGUGAAAGCUGCAAUUGUAACUUGUGGGGGACUUUGUCCUGGGCUUAAUGAUGUCAUACGACAGAUUGUCAUCACACUUGAGAUUUAUGGCGUGAAAAAGAUUGUUGGGAUUCCUUUUGGAUACCGUGGAUUUGGCAAAGAAAUAGCUGAAAUGCCUUUGUCUCGGGAAAUUGUUCAAAAUGCUCAUCUUACUGGUGGAAGCUUGUUAGGAGUUUCUCGUGGAGGACCAAGUGUCCAUGAAAUCGUGGACAGCAUGGGGGAUAGAAACAUCAACAUGCUUUUUGUGCUUGGCGGAAAUGGAACACAUGCAGGCGCUAAUGCAAUACACAAAGAGUGCAUAAAAAGAGGGUUAAAGGUAGCUGUAGUUGGUGUUCCCAAAACUAUAGACAAUGAUAUUCUGCUCAUGGAUAAGACAUUUGGUUUUGAUACUGCUGUCGAGGAAGCACAAAGAGCGAUAAAUGCUGCAUAUAUCGAGGCACAUAGUGCUUAUCGUGGUAUUGGAAUUGUAAAGUUGAUGGGGCGGAGUAGUGGUUUUAUAGCCAUGCAUGCGGCCCUUGCUAGUGGUCAGAUUGAUUUAUGUUUGAUACCGGAGGUACCCUUUGAGUUGCAUGGACCUCAUGGUGUCUUAAGUCAUCUCAAGUAUCUACUCGAAACAAAGGGAUCAGCCGUCAUCUGUGUAGCCGAAGGAGCUGGGCAGAACUUUUUAGAGAAAACGAAUGCUAAAGAUGCAUCUGGGAAUGUUGUACUAGGAGAUAUCGGGGUACAUAUACAACAGGAGGUGAAAAAAUAUUUCAAGGAUAUGGGCGAUCCAGCUGAUGUAAAAUACAUUGAUCCUACAUAUAUGAUUCGUGCAUGCCGAGCAAAUGCAUCAGAUGGAAUUCUGUGCACGGUACUGGGUCAAAAUGCUGUCCAUGGUGCAUUUGCGGGAUACAGUGGGAUCACGGUCGGCAUAUGCAACACUCACUAUGUCUACAUACCGAUCACUGAGGUGAUCUCUUACCCUAAAAUCGUGGACCAGAACAGCCGUAUGUGGCAUCGUUGCUUGACGUCUACAGGCCAGCCUGACUUUCUCUAAUCUUACAAACCAUUUUAAGCUAUGUACUUAAUUCACAGUAACUUAGAUGAAAGAAGUGAUGCCA